Marasmius oreades (fairy-ring Marasmius) is the source of this 1224-nucleotide messenger RNA. RefSeq lists its product as uncharacterized. Lineage: Eukaryota; Fungi; Basidiomycota; Agaricomycetes; Agaricales; Marasmiaceae. Gene Ontology annotation, molecular function: zinc ion binding; DNA-binding transcription activator activity, RNA polymerase II-specific. Gene Ontology annotation, biological process: regulation of transcription by RNA polymerase II. Bases 1 to 1224 code for a protein of 407 amino acids. The transcript has 2 exons. The record is from RefSeq and is a predicted model, not a curated record.
AUGUCGACAGGAACACGCUCGAAACGCGUAAUACGAUCCCACACCAAGUCCCGCAUGGGAUGUACACAUUGUAAGAAGCGGCGGGUGAAAUGUGAUGAAGCCCGCCCUACCUGCGGUAGCUGCGAACGACGCAAAACAGAAUGUGUAUACGAAUAUAAUAAACGAGAAAAUUCCGAUAUCAAAAGUGAUUGUGAUGCUCAGUCUUCGACAGUCACUCUACGACCUGAGGGGACUCAGCAAGUGAUGCGCAAACAACCGACCCCUCCACCGUUUUCUUAUUUGGACAUGACUUCGCUGAAGUUAUUCUACCACUGGACUCAUUUCACCUCUAAAACGUUCUCCCACACAGGCUUUGCCCAGCAUGCCCUCCCCCAAAUAGCAUUCUGCAAUCCAGGUCUAAUGCACGCAAUACUCGCCCUUUCAGCCCUCCACCUACAUCAGCUUCACGGUCCCCAAUCCCGUGAUGACGAGACCGACUACCUCAGCCUUGCCAUCUCGCACCGUAACCAUGUACCCCCGUUGCUCUCCCAAAUUACGGAUCCCGACGUCUCCGUCAUAACCCUCGCCAUCCUUCAAGUGUGCAACUACGCCGAUCCCAGUCCCAAUCCCAGCUCACGCGACAUUUUCUCUCUUGUUGGGUCCAUCUACGAAGCCGUCCAUGGAAAACGCCUUGAAAACCCUUCCAUAACGCCUUUCGUUGCAUGGAAAUCUAGUGGCUCCCAUCACGAUUCCGGGAUACGGAACCACAUCCGCGUAUCCUUCCCCACUUCCCUCCAUCGAAUCCACCUUCCCACCACCCCCUCUACCAUUUCUGACGGCACAAGUAUAUCCAUUGUCCCCUCUGACUUUGUCUGGCCAGACCCAGCAGAAGUCUCAGACCCUGUCACCUCCUCCACCUAUGCUCACGCCGCUCAAACCCUCAUGGAGUCGUGGUACCUGUUCCAACGACCCGGGUGUGAAAUGGCCGCUGCUUUUCUCUGGUCUGUUCGGUUCACCGAACAGUUUUAUAACUAUCUCGUGGUUGAAAAGAGACCACGAGCAUUGGUACUACUCUACUACUUUUGCUUUAUUCUCAGUUGGUUAUCUGACCCAGGGCAAGGGGACGUGCAAGAACAACAAUGCUGGUGGGCGAUUGGACAGACCAAGUUUGGUGAGUCGAUGGGGCAGGUGGCAUAUAUGUUGGAUGAGAGGUGGAGGAGAUGUAUCACGACGAUCGCAUCUUGA